Messenger RNA from Drosophila grimshawi, 798 nucleotides. Its product is annotated as glycine-rich selenoprotein. The coding region runs from base 120 to 455 and encodes 111 amino acids. Gene Ontology annotation, biological process: endoplasmic reticulum calcium ion homeostasis; calcium ion transport. The transcript has 3 exons. The record is from RefSeq and is a predicted model, not a curated record. Lineage: Eukaryota; Metazoa; Arthropoda; Insecta; Diptera; Drosophilidae. Gene Ontology annotation, cellular component: endoplasmic reticulum membrane; Golgi apparatus.
UGCAUGGCUUUAGUCUAGAGACACGUCACUGGCACCCAACUUGCGAAUCGUUUUAAUAAUAUAUAAAGUAGCAGUAUAAACAAACAACCAACAAAAUUUAUGUAUGUUAGAGACCCAUAAUGGUUUACAUUGACCGUAAUGGUCGCGUCUGGGAGAAGCGACCUUGGGACUUGCAGCGAGUUGUCCAAAUAUUCGUCGGCCUCUGGCACCUAAUAUUGCAAUUCUUCCAAACGCUAUUUGCGCCCUUUAGCAAUGGAAAUAAUAACCGCGGUAACUCUCGCCAUUGGUCUGGUUGGAGUGGUGGCGGUGGAGGAGGAGGAGGCGGUGGUGGUGGUGGUGGUGGUGGUGGUGGAGGAGGAGGAGGCAGUGACGGCCUAAGGCCGAAUCGACGCAUUGGACGUAUACAACAGCAUUCAGAUGUAAAUGGCGGAUCAUGUUCCAUGGGAGGUGGAUGAGGAUAGCAGCGGCGUCCUUGAGCAUAAAUUUGCUCGUUCGCCGCUGAACUACAGCGUUGGCGUAAAGCAAGAAUUAACCGCUCCAUAUUUGCAUAGGAUCUCGCAGCAUAUUUUUGCGCAUAUGACGCAAUAUUCAUAAACUCUUUAAUUCGAGUGGGAUAUUGCCGAGACGGUCUGUGUGAAUUGGGGUUCUUGUUUCUUUCGGCAACGUUUUAAAUUAGUUUAAUUGAAUCUUUAAUGCUUGUAAAUCAGCAUGAUUUCAGAUAACAUGGAAUUACGGGGCUUAAAACUAUACUCAAAUAUUAAAAUUGUUAGCAAUAAAAUACUAAAAAAAAAUCGAAAA